Molecule: messenger RNA, 2862 nt
Organism: Nymphaea colorata (pocket water lily)
Lineage: Eukaryota; Viridiplantae; Streptophyta; Magnoliopsida; Nymphaeales; Nymphaeaceae
Exons: 5
Coding region: 1008-2615 (535 amino acids)
Source: RefSeq, a predicted model, not a curated record
AUUGUGUGACGAAAUCGAGGUGUCCUAACACCGGGCUUUGAGUCUUUGACGCUGUCCAAGGAAAAUUGGAAUGAGGGGAUCGGUUUCCGAUUGAACCGACUCGGCCGCGACAUGGGGAUGGUCGAUCACCGAACAUUGAAAUGUGGUGCAGGGGAUCUUCCGCUUUUUAUUCCUUUUAUCUGGGUACCUUGAGAGGUAAGCUGGCCCAACUGGCGACUGUUAGCAGGUUUAUCGCUUGUUCCAUUUUCGCAAGCUCUCGCCGAUGCAUCCUUGAACUGCCUUGGCUCAUCGGGUAUCAUCUUCCAGAUCUCGCGCGCUGUGGAAGUGGAGUAGAAGAAGUUGAGAUGGCGAUGGGAGAAGACGGUUUGGGUGCUACCUCCCUCGUGGCGGGCGAUGGAAACAUCAAAUUCUGCUUGUUCUUUCCGCCGAAGGCCAUCAUCUCCUCAAAACCUUGUAUAAGAAGCAUCAGCACCGUCGCCUUACCCAGCGUUCCCCGUCGCAGUUAGUGGUCCAAAAGCGGAAAGGAGGAGGGAAACUCCGCUUGCUUUUCUUUCUCUCCUUCGUGUCUGGCGACCCUCGUCUCUCUCUCUCACUUCUCGUCUUUCCUCAGGGCAGGGUUCUCCAAUUUAGGGUUGAACGGGGAAGCAUGCUAGCGGAGUGGGAUGGUUGUCUGAUCCGAAACUGUUGUUUGGUCGGUUAAUCGGCGAAUUUUGAUUUCCUUUUGUCAUAUUGUUGACGUUACGCUGCGAAUUUUGCUCGAAAUCAUGGAUUUCUGCCGCCAGUUUUUCUUAUGAGCAUGAGAAAGGCUGUGGAGGUUUGUAUGAAUCGGUCGACGUGGAGAAUGCGGAGUCCAGCAACCUCUCGGGAUUCAGACGGUUUUCUUGGUUGGGACGUGGUAGCAAAUUGACUUGCCCUUUUUGGAGUUUGAGGGAGGAGGACCUCGUGAAUUACCAUUUUCUGAUGUUCAAAAAUUGUAGAGCAGGCGCUGUUAGCGAUUGGAGACGGUCAUGAGAGAAACUGCAGCAAAGGCCAUACUUCGUGGAGUUCGGGCGCUGGGUCAUCGUUCGGUGGAAAUUAGGGAAGAUGGUAAACAAUUCAUCUUCUUCUGCUCCGUCUGUCUUACACCUUGCUACAGCGACUCUGCAUUGUUCGAUCAUCUGGGAGGAAGCCUUCACUCGAGAAGGUAUGCUGCGGCAGAACUCACGCUUCUCGGUUCGAACCCUUGGCCUUUUAAUGAUGGCGUUUUUUUCUUCCAUGACCUGGACGAAGAGAAACAACUUCAUAUUACGAAUUAUAGUGAACAUAAAUGUAACGCAAGUUCUGCACAGCUUCUUUUAACCAAUCAUAAACCUGAUUCAAGUGCUGAUCAAAAUGCCUCGCAGCUUGUCCUUGGCAACAAGGGAGAUAAUUCGAGUGCUUAUGGGAAUGUAAUCCCUGCGUCAGAUUUACUUGAGCAGGUCUCCUGUGUAGGGGAUGCAAGUCUCCAAAUUGAGUCAAAUGGUCAUGAUAAAAAACUUAAAAUGUCAGAACGUCAGGAGGUAGGCAAUCUGGUGAUUUCACGAGUUUUGUACGGGGAAGAACUUUCCAGCCUAUGGGUCAAUUUUCUUGGCUGUGGUGGUAUCAGCAUUAGGGCCUCAAAGGGUGACGGGAUAAGUAAGAUAUGGUGUGCUUGGUUAGGUCAGGACUAUAAAAGUGAUACUUAUGGGGAUGUUGCUACACCUGACUGUGAUUUUGCUGUUGUUAUUUUCCCAUACUCAGAUGACCUUGGUAGGGAAAGAAUUGGAAGUGAUCUAAAUCCAUUCUGUAUUUUUGAUGGAAGAACUAAGGAUGCGGGCGAAAAUGGAGUGAAGAGAAAAGGUUCAUUUUGUGGGCAGUCUGACAGCCUCCCAGGUUCAUCAGCUGGUUCUUCUGGUGACAGUCGUGCGGUUUUUGACAGUUCAUCCAAUGAAGCGACAUGUUUACCAGGAAAUAAUUGCAGUCUCGUCUUAGCAUCUGAUGUAUAUGAAGAAAGGAUACAGCAGGAAAGGGUAUUCUCAAACAAAUCUGUGAGAAAGGAACUAAGAAGAAGACAGCGAUUGGCGUCCGAAAGAUUAUGUGGUAUUUGCCAGCAAAGGAUGCUCCGAGGUAAGGACGUUGCGACACUUUUGAAUAAGAAGACUGGAAACCUUGCUUGCAGCAGCAGAAACACACAUGGGGCCUUCCAUGUUUUUCACAUAUCAUGUCUUAUUCAUUGGAUUCUUUUCUGCGAAUCAAAAGUAUGGCAUAGCUCAAAAUCCAUAAGUGGAAGAAGAAAUGCAGUAUCCAAGAAGCAACUUGCAGUUGAGUCUGGUGCACAACGAGCACCAAAUGGGAACUCAACUUUCAGCACAAUCUCUUCUGUUUUUUGUCCUGAGUGCCAGGGUUCUGGUCUCAAAGUUGAGGAUGUGCUGGAGGUCCCAAAGAUGCCACUUUCUGAGAUGUUUGUCUGUGUAAUAAAUACAAUCCAGUCCCAGAGGGCAUGGAUGGAUCAUCCAGAAGUUCUGGAUAAAUGCUCAACAGGCCUCUACUUUAAGGAGAACAUUAAGGGUACAACGUUGCUUCUGAAAUUGCUUUACUUUUACCGGGCUGAUAGCUAGUAUUACAUGAUCCCUGUCUAUAUACAAGGUCCUACAUUGACCGGUUUCUGUUUCCCGUAACAAUCACAGUAGGUUUGCUAGAUGUAUCAUUAAGUCCAUGCUAAUGCAUGUAAGCAUAGGUAGGAUUCAGUCUUGUAUCAUCGUUGCACAUUUUGCCCUUUGUAGGUGCAUCCUUCGUCUAUGGGCCAGUGUAAUCACUGAACAGUUGUAAAUAAUUCGGUUUCUGUUAAAUGAGGGUUUUAUUUCA